UCAUUUUGUUAUACACUUAUGUAAUUUUAUUGCAAUUUCUUACAUUGCAGAGUUGUACUUGCAUAGCGAAAUUGCGGAAAUAAAUCACUCAAUUACGCCGCUCGCCUUCUAUCGAGAGUACGUCUCGAAAAAUGUACCAUUAGUUAUAAGAGACGCGGUGCAACAUUGGCCUGCUAUAGAAAAAUGGUCUAUACCAUAUUUUCGCAAUGUAAUCGGCGAUGAAGAGGUUUCAGUCGCUGUAACGCCAAAUGGCUAUGCAGACGCGAUAGCUAAAAGAGACGACAAGGAAUUUUUCGUAAUGCCCGAGGAACGUAUACUCGCAAUGUCAAUGUUUCUCGACACGUUAGAGAACAGGAGAGAAAGCAGUAUAUUUUACAUACAGAAACAAAACUCGAAUUUUAUACAAAGUUUUCGUAAGUUGUGGCCGGACGCAGAAAUUGAGAUAUCGUGGGCGAGCGAAGCGUUUGGAAAGCAGCCUGACGCUGUGAACUUUUGGAUGGGAGACGAAAGAGCUGUAACUUCCAUGCACAAAGAUUCUUACGAAAAUAUAUAUUGCGUCGUGUCCGGUGAAAAAAAUUUCAUUUUACACCCUCCCACGGAUUUACCAUGGAUUCCAUAUCUAAAUUAUCCGUCUGCCGUUUACAAGGAAUAUGAACCCGGGAAAUGGAUCAUCGAGUCGUUAGCCAAUGAAACGCCCGAUUUAGAAGGAAUCACAUCGACGCCGUGGAUAUGUGUAGACCCUCUAAAUCCAGACUAUGAAAAAUAUCCAGAAUAUCGUAAUACACAUAGCUUGAAAGUUACACUCAGAGCAGGAGAUAUAUUGUACUUGCCAUCUCUAUGGUUCCAUCAUGUGACACAGUCUCACGCUUGCAUGUCCGUCAAUUAUUGGUACGAUAUGGAAUUCGAUAUUAAGUAUGCCUACUUCAAAGCACUCGAGACAUUGUGCAAAUGAACGAGUAAGUGGUUAAGGCACGCUUUAAACAUUUUUUUGUGUGUGUAGAUGAUGCUUAUUUAUUUUAAGUCAUUUGGUGCAUGCAAGAGACUAAAGAAAUCUUAUCUUCAACAUAUAUCUGUGUUGCAUUUUUUU
Molecule: messenger RNA, 1087 nt
Organism: Wasmannia auropunctata (little fire ant)
Lineage: Eukaryota; Metazoa; Arthropoda; Insecta; Hymenoptera; Formicidae
Gene: JMJD7
Product: jmjC domain-containing protein 7
Exons: 3
Molecular function (GO): 2-oxoglutarate-dependent dioxygenase activity
Source: RefSeq, a predicted model, not a curated record